Messenger RNA from Rubroshorea leprosula, 957 nucleotides. NCBI's taxonomy places the organism in Eukaryota, Viridiplantae, Streptophyta, Magnoliopsida, Malvales, Dipterocarpaceae. The record is from the annotation of a GenBank genome assembly.
CAACAAAAAUAUAGAAGAAUUAGAAGUCUUGGAAAAGGCAUUUUGGUAUAAUCAGUUUUAAAGGGCUGAUUUUGACAACGUUCCCCCUUUGUUCUUGGCAAGCAGAUUCACUUCUACUUUGAUUAUGCAUCAAGUUUUAUUUGAGUUUCAGGGCCUGCUCAAGUGUUGUUUUUUAUUGUUCUUUGGAGUUUGGGCAGGGCUAUCCUUGGGCUUGGAUUUUAAUUCAGAUAUUGGGAUGAAGAAGAAAAGGGGUAAUGGCCUGGUGGUGAGGGCUGGGAAGGCUGCCCUUUGUCAAACCAAGAGGAAUAGGUCUCGGAAGUCUUUGGCUCGUACUCAUGGAUUCCGAAAAAGAAUGAGAACAACUAGUGGAAGAGCCAUCUUGAAGCGUCGACGUGCCAAGGGUCGAUGGGUCCUUUGCCCAAAGUCCUAUCCAAAUAGAGGGAAACGUGCCUAACUAUUUCUUUUAUUCAGGUGCAAUUGGUAAAUGUAAUAUUAAUUGAUAUUCAGUAAAUGAUUUAGGCAAACUUGAUCACAUUCUCUUUUUUCUGCUUCCUCUGUGCAAUUGUUUUAAUUGAAAUUCACAAUGAUUAUAUUCAACCUUUUUCUGUCCUUGUGUUUAUUUUAGCUGUUCUCACUUCUAGCUCUUAGGCAUCAACAACAAUCUAUAAAAGUAAUAAGUUAUGAACUGAUCUUAACUCCUUGUUAAAGUUGGAAGGGUGAUGGUGAAAGUAUUAUGUUCCUGCAGAUGAUUGGCUCCUUGUCCUACCCUUUGUAGCAGAAGAUGUUGUGAACAGUUCUUGUUGUGAAUGUAGCAUUUAGCCUUUAAAUGAUUUUCACCUUUUUCCCUGCUUGAAGUUUGUUCAAGAGAUGUUGUUUCUUACUUAGUAUUUCCAAUUUAUCAAUAAGAGAUGUUGUUUCUUUGUAACUCAAAUUUAUCAAUAAGCUUAUCAAAUUUUA